UUUCCAGCACUGGCCUUGAAAUUUUGCAAUUUCAGAGUAGCAAUAGUAAACAUUUUUGCUUAGAACAUUUUAAUGUUAAAUUAUUAUAAAUUGUAAAGAAUAACGGGCAACACAAAGAAGCAAAGCCAACACAGAAGUGCACAAGUCAAAUCCGCUGAAUUCUAGUUAACGCAUACUAUACAUAGCAUCCAAGGCGAGAGAACGUGUGUUUGUGUGUGUGUGUUAGAGAGAGAGAGGGAAAGAGACAGCCCGAAGACGUCCCAGAAAAGGCAACAUCAAAAUGGGAAAUGAAACAUCGCUGCCCAUGGAAAUGUGUUCCAAUUUCGACGCUGAUGAGAUUCGUCGAUUGGGCAAACGUUUCCGCAAGCUCGAUCUGGACAACUCUGGAGCAUUGAGUGUGGAUGAGUUUAUGUCUUUGCCUGAAUUGCAACAGAAUCCGUUGGUGCAGCGGGUGAUUGAUAUAUUCGAUGCCGAUGGCAAUGGUGAGGUCGAUUUUAAGGAAUUUAUACAGGGUGUCUCACAGUUUAGUGUCAAGGGUGAUAAGUUAUCAAAGCUGCGCUUCGCUUUCCGUAUCUAUGACAUGGACAAUGAUGGCUAUAUAUCCAAUGGAGAACUGUUUCAGGUUCUCAAAAUGAUGGUUGGCAACAAUCUGAAGGAUACACAACUGCAACAAAUUGUGGACAAGACCAUUGGAUUUGCGGAUAAAGAUGAGGAUGGUAAAAUCUCAUUCGAUGAGUUCUGUUCGGUUGUGGGCAAUACGGAUAUACACAAGAAGAUGGUUGUUGAUGUUUAAGGGAUUUUCAAUUUAAUCGAGUCUCUCCGUUUUCUAGUUACUAUUUAUUUCUUUCAAUCUUUCAUUAUUAUUUUUUUUAUUACAAAUAUUAUUAUACUAUUGGUUAUUGAUUGUUUUUGUUAACAAAAAUACCUUAAUGAAUAUCAACUUUUCUGAAAGAAAACCAAAACGCAAAUACACACGCACACAAACAAAGAAAACAAAACACACACACACAAACAUGCAUACAAUUUUUUGAAAAAGUUGUUAUUUUAAGUCAUAAAGUCAAAACGAAAGGAAACUAAAAACAAAAA
Messenger RNA from Drosophila willistoni, 1086 nucleotides. Its product is annotated as calcineurin subunit B type 2. Gene Ontology annotation, molecular function: calcium ion binding; calcium-dependent protein serine/threonine phosphatase regulator activity. Lineage: Eukaryota; Metazoa; Arthropoda; Insecta; Diptera; Drosophilidae. The transcript is spliced from 4 exons. The record is from RefSeq and is a predicted model, not a curated record. Bases 281 to 793 code for a protein of 170 amino acids.